AUGGCGGCCACUUUUCCAUACACGUUGAUCGCGUGUCCUUGCACCUCCUUCACCUCACCUUCUGAAUCAAAUCUCUCUUCGAUAGAGGAUCCUGACGACGACACGACCUUCAACCCUCACCACAUACGCGCAAACUUUUCCCUAUACCCCUACGAGCAUUUGCUGUAUUGUGAUGACUGCCAUCAAAUCAGGUGCCCGAGAUGCUGGGCAGAAGAAAUCAUGAAUUGGUUCUGCCCAAACUGUCUUUUCGAGGUUCCUAGUAGCGUAGUCAAGACCGAUGGUAACAGAUGUACUCGAAAUUGCUACAACUGUCCAAUUUGCACUUCCCCCUUGUCUAUUAAUGGUCUAGAUUCUUCAUUAAAGGAUCAUUUGGCCCCUCCUGAUGCAAAUCAACCGGCUGGUCCGUUCUUUCUAUCAUGCCCAUACUGUGACUGGUCGUCGCUGGACGUCGGCAUACAGUUCAGCAAGCCCACCAAAAUCACCGACCAAUUGGUUAGAUUGCGUCAAGGAAACCGCUCGCCUUCGCCAAGCAGGACCAGGUCUACCAGGACCAGUCUCGCGCCCACAGACGAGCUAUCUUCAACGGAACCGGACUCCACCCCGCCUUCUCAGCCAUCACAAGACCGAUUUGCAACUUUGGCUCGCUUCUACAAGGAUCAGAUGGCAGACUCGGCCGGUGCUGGUCUGAAUGCAUACUCGGACGCCGGCAACUUCAACUCUCCUAACAGUCUAGCACGCAUUAUGAGUAUCUAUGGCGGACUGUCCCACGCCGCUCUGAGAAAGGCUCGCGAAAAGCCACAGCCUAUGCGUGAAGCUCUGGACACAACUGAGGGCCUAGAAGUGCUGUCGCAUUCAGCUGAUGUCGAAGCUGAAUCUGUGAAGAAACUCUUCACAGAAGGCUAUGAAGGAACCACGACCUUGUCACAACGCGUCAGUCAUCCAUACAACCACCAUGUACACUUCAACGACCAUCUCUGGCCCGUUGCUACACUUUUACGGACUCGCCGUAGUAAGCGUUGCCGUACCUGCCGCCAUAUUAUUGCCCGUCCAGAGCCCAAGAUGGGUAGCACACGCUACAAGAUUCGUUUGCUGGCCCAGAACAACAUUCCUCGUUUGUCUCUGCGCCUCCUCGCACCGACUGCUUCGUCAGCUCCUGCUUCCGCCUUUGCGCUUACCCCGGCAGCACUACAAGCUCAGCACAAUACAGAGUAUGAGCGGUUGAGACCAGGACUUCCCGUGCAGUUCCUGCUCACCCUGACAAAUCCUUUGUUCGAAGCCGUACGAGUCACACUCGCCACUCCGGCUACUACACCUGGCAAUGUGGCUUCACGCGUUACUGUUCUCUGCCCUACUUUUCCUAUUGGUGCUGCGAGCGAUAUGUGGGACCCAGACGCCAUCUCCAGCGGUACAGCUAAGGAUCAAUCUACAGAAGACAGACAGCCAGAAGCAGGCAAGGUCUGGGAAAAAGGCCGCAACUGGACGACUGUGGUAGUAGAAGUGGUCCCUGGCAGGUUGGACAAAAAGACUGGUCCCACUGCAGAAAAAGCCACAGGGGAUGAUAGCAAGGGUGCGGAUGACGAAGUGCUCGAAAUUCCGGUAUUCGUGCGUGUGGAGUGGGAGGCAGAGGUCACAGCUGAGGACGCAGCUGCUACAGGGGCAGCCAAGGGAACCAAAGAGAGCAGGGAAAUUGCUUUCUGGAGUGUCCUGGGUGCGGGCAAGAUCGUGGAACCCUAGAAGGGAAGCAGGAAGUGUUUGAAGUUCUGUCUUUGUACUUGAGAGUGAGUUGAAGACUAUAGUAGAGCAUCGUGCCACAAUCACCAUUUCCGCCUAGCAUAAACCUGCUGUACACGAAUG
This is a messenger RNA of Aureobasidium pullulans EXF-150, 1854 nucleotides long. RefSeq lists its product as uncharacterized. The record is from RefSeq and is a predicted model, not a curated record. Lineage: Eukaryota; Fungi; Ascomycota; Dothideomycetes; Dothideales; Saccotheciaceae. Bases 1 to 1734 code for a protein of 577 amino acids. Gene Ontology annotation, cellular component: dynactin complex. The transcript has 2 exons.